Pectinophora gossypiella (pink bollworm) is the source of this 4054-nucleotide messenger RNA. It is a transcript of the gene Pex14, whose product is annotated as peroxisomal membrane protein PEX14. The record is from RefSeq and is a predicted model, not a curated record. Gene Ontology annotation, molecular function: signaling receptor binding. The transcript is spliced from 5 exons. Gene Ontology annotation, cellular component: peroxisomal importomer complex; peroxisomal membrane. Lineage: Eukaryota; Metazoa; Arthropoda; Insecta; Lepidoptera; Gelechiidae. Bases 182 to 925 code for a protein of 247 amino acids. Gene Ontology annotation, biological process: protein import into peroxisome matrix, docking.
GUCAGUUUUUUUUUAUGAACAGAGGAGUAAGCUCGGGUUGCUUAUUUCUACGCUUUUAUUUCUAGAAAUUCGCAUUUUACGUGCUUAUUUGGCAAACAUAUUACUUCUGUAAUUUCUUCAGUUGUGUUUCCAAUUUUAAGUAACAUCAGUUGAAGUGUGUAUCUAAAGAAAUACGUCAAAAAUGGCUUCGGACGUGUUGACGAACGCGGGGAACGAAAUUCGAGAAAAUCUGGUCACAACGGCAAUCAAGUUCCUACAAAACCCCAAUGUCCAGCGAUGUACGAUGGAGAGCAAACAACGCUUCCUACGAAGCAAGGGUCUAACGGACCCAGAGAUCCAAAAGGCCAUAGAGAAAUGUGUCGAUCUGCUGGAUGUGCCAUCAAUGACUUCGGAACUCAUGGUCUUUCAAUCUAGAAGAUCAUGGUUUAGAGACCAUGUCAUGCCAUUUCUAGUCUACGGUGGAUUUGUGUAUGGAUGCUAUUGGCUUUAUAAGAAUUGUUUAAGACAACUCCUAUUCGUCGAGGAACCUAAAAGGAAAUCGACGGCGGACUGCAUCGACGAGCUACGGAAGUCGCUCGACAUACUGAACACGAACGUGACGUCACUACGCGGCGAGAUGGCGGCGUCUGCGCAACAGAGCGCCAUGCGGUCGCAACUCGACAACAUCAAGUCCGAUCUCGCUUCCGUUAAAGGAAUACUGCUCAAUAGAAAUCAGUUUCCGUCACUAAAGACGCGAACAGAGCCCCCCUGCAUUCCCUCGUGGCAGAGGCAGUCCGAAGAGGCGACGUCGACGGAGGUUCCCGUAGAAGAAAAAAAGAAGCCACACAGGAGUCGCAGCCAGCGAUCAGAGUCUGGAGGCUCCAAUUCCAGCGAAGGGGAACAAGCCACGAAAAACAGUGAUAGCAGUUUAGAAAUCAUAACAUGAACACUAGAAGAAACAAAAAAUAUUAUCUAUUAAAGACCCAAGACAUAGAUAUUUGGUGUGAUGUUACAUUGCUUAGUAACUUGUGUCAAUGAAGCUAAAGGAGGCAACAUUUGGAGAAAAUAGUGUAAAGUGAUCUGGGGUGUUAAAAAGGCCGCAUUGAAGCAAUUCAUCUAAGAAAGCAAUAUUGCUAUUUGACAUUUUUUUUCAUUGCGCACUUACUUUUAUAUGCGCAAAUGUCAAAUUGCAAUAUUGCUUUCUUAGAUGAAUUGCUUCGAUGUGGCCAUUUUAACCCCCCUGGGGUGUUAAAAAGGCCGCAUUGAAGCAAUUCAUCUAAAUAAGCUAAAAAAUAUUGCUAUAACAUCUGUUGACAUUGCGCACUUACUUUUACAUGCGUAAAUGUCAAACUGUACUAUUUUUUUUUUUUGAUGACUUGUUCAAUGUGGCCUUUUUGGCGCCAGUUUGUGAUGUCGAUUUUAUUUUAUUUGCGUCUGGCAACUCUCUUCCACAAUGGAACAUUUGUGCGAGCCAUUAGUGCAUCUUUUAUUGUUUUAAUUAGUAUUAUACAAAUUCGAAAUUAUACCGUUUUCUGUACAGGGGAUCUAAAGAGGACACAUUCAAACAAUUCAUCUAGCAAUAAAAAUAAAUAUUGCAAUUUGACAUUUGCGCAUGUAAAAGUGCGCAAUGUCAAAUCAGUAAUGUGGCUUUUUUAGGUGAAUUGCUUGCAUGGCCUUUUUAACCCCCAUAACUCCGAAUGGGUAGGCCGAACUACGUUUCAUCGUAAAACCAACCACAGGUCAAUGAACCGUGUUUCGGUCUACUUCGGAGUUCUUCUGUAUCAAUAUUCUGUCCUAAACUACACCUUGCCGUCUUUUCUCUCUAAUUUUAGCUACUUGCAAAUCAUAAAAACACUAACACCGUUGACUCGACCAUUACAGACGGCGAUACGGCUCACCACAUAUCACGUCGGUCUAACAGAAAGCUCGGCAAAGCUUGGGUACUCACUUUAUCUUGUGAUGGAUAUACCCAUAGACUAUACACACAUGUGUGUAUGCUGCUAAACUGAGUACCCUACCCCAAUUACUAAUGUAUGUAUGUAAAUCAUGAAAAAACAAGUUGCUACUUUUCAAACCUACUAAUGUCAAUAUUGGUAUAUUAAUUUGGUAUUACGAAACAAACGGACAUAGACGUUUUGGAAUCACAAGCAAGAUAAAUAUUUCUAUUAAGUUGUAACAGGCCUAUUUCAUCAUCAACGCUCUUGUCGGUGUAGCGUUCUCCAUGCUAUUUUAGGAAAAAAUAGGGCAGUGGUUUCCCUCUUGCCUUCCGCCCCUCAGUACUCUGUUUGACGCGAGUGGGAUGGCGCCCAGAGUAGUCUAUUUCAAAGCCGUACUAGGACUCCUGUCCUCCGCCUCUAAAUAGUACUGACAGUUACUGCUGCCCUCUAUCAGGUUCCAAGUUACAGCCCCUGCGACUACACAGGCCUAUUUACCUGCAUAAAAUAAUAAUUUUAUUAGAUAAUAAUAAGUAAUUAUUAUUGAUUUUAUUAUCUUUCAUAAUCGAUCUCUAUGCACUUACAAGGUUAUCAAUCAUAUGAAGAUACAUUCCAUUUUUAUGCUAUUUAUUCAUGAUUAAGUUGUCGAUAAGAAAAUUAGUGCCGAAAAGAAAUAUUUUGUUUGUGAUGUCAAAACUUGUUUUAAAACCAUGUAAUAGUAGAUUAAGUAGGUUUCUACCAAAGCGGAGUGGAACGAAGACAUGCAGAAAUAACCAAUCACAGCGUGCAAGAGAGAGAACGCGCUUUGCGGAUAGGCCACAGAUGCAUCGAUUCCUACACAUCUCCGCUCCACUUUGGUGUAAAAAAUAACACCUUUAUUUACCCAAGUUGGUCAUCGUGUUCUGAAUGUUGUCUCCAAUGUUCAAUAUUAGCUUCUCGCUAUAAUCACAUUGUUUGCUAUACUACCAAGGUGUAGGCUUUGUCGUGUUAUUUAGGGUUAUAUAUGGCUAUCUAAAUAUUAAUAUAUAAUUUAAAUUAAAUACAAAAAAUUCCAAGCACGCAAAAUCAUUUUCACGUGUCUUAAUUGGUAAAAGACUCAAAAAUAGUAGUUUUGGGAUAUAAAAUGCUAUGAAAUAUUAAUAACUGAUUCAGUUUUUCCUGUAUUCUAUGCUAAAUUAUUCUUAAAUUAUUUCAAGCUAAUUUUAUUUUAAUACCCUUUGGAUGACUUUCUUCAUCCUUUGCUCAAGACUAACUUGUUUUUUUUUAAAUCGAUACAUUUAUUGAUUAAGGGGUUGUAUUGUAAAUCAAGACUUGAGUUUACUCCUUGCCAGUAUGACAAUGAAAGGUGUCCAUUAGCUGCUUCGCCAUAUAGACCAUUGGUUUUGAAUAUGGAACACCCUUUAAAUAGUGCCCAAACACAAUAGUGACACUAUACUCCCCCUAAAGACUCGUGUUAAUUAAUGCUCUAUAAAACACUUCAUUUUAAUAUAAUUAUUUACCAAGAAAUAUUCAUAUAAAAAUAAUGCCUUAAGUAUGUUGGAAAGUAAGUACUCGGGCACUAUUUAUUUUCGUAUGGGCACUAUUUAGAACUGUUUCAUCAUCAUCGAUUUAAGAGCCACACUCUUGUCGGUGCAGCAUUUCUGUAAAAUACUCUCCAUGCUACUUUUUAGAACUGUUUAAGCAAUAUUAUUUCUGCUUAGUCAAAACUAAUGUUCUACUAAUCUAUAUGAUGGACGCUAAGUAUUAAGACACCAAUGAAAAAAAGACAUAGAAUAUAAAUAUGAUGUAUUGCCAAAUUUUUAUUUUUUAAAUAAAUUGUGUGAUGGUGACAUUAGAUAAUAUCUAGGGCAUUGUACAGUUUUAAUUUAGUUUUAUUUUGAUUAGUUUAAUAUGUAAUCAUGUUUUACAAUUUAGUCCACAUGUGUGAUUGAAAAUAGUUAAUUUUUUUUUUAAAUAUAGAAACCAAAGUACCUAUAAUUGUUUUCUCUUUUUAUUUUUAAUAACCGUAGAAAUAUUUUCCUAACUUUUCUAUGGAAUUCGGCACUUUAUCAUCCUGCACUUGUCAAUUUGUUGAAAAUUGUUAUUUUAUUUUGUUUGUCAAAUUAUUUCGUUUUAUUGCUAACUUUUAACUCAACCUACGU